AUGGUGCAAUGGUCAUUUUUCUGGAAGGAGAGCGACCUCAAGAAGAAGAGCCUCAGCAAACUUCAAAACAUGUGCACAAAUUACUUUGCAAGUGUGGCAGAGGUGGAGAAGAACAAGACAAAACUGACUGAAUUGACCAUACCUGAGACUCAAGAGCAAGAAUCUGAAAAAAAUAGCACCACUGGAGCCAGCUCCAUCACAGAGAUGUCACAAGAUUUGCUUGGAGCACUGGUUGAAGUGACAGCCCAAACAAGACCUGCCAGAGAGGAGCAAGUAACCCUGCCACCUGCCAUGGCCACUGAUGAGGAGCUGUUGAAGCUCCUGAAGGAGGUAUAA
Acanthamoeba castellanii str. Neff is the source of this 336-nucleotide messenger RNA. RefSeq lists its product as uncharacterized. The record is from RefSeq and is a predicted model, not a curated record. The transcript is spliced from 4 exons. Lineage: Eukaryota; Discosea; Longamoebia; Acanthamoebidae. The coding region runs from base 1 to 336 and encodes 111 amino acids.